GAGAGAAGGUAACUGUUACCGAAAGAGUGUCAGAUCAUGAAAGCCAGCUACCAGCUCGUGCACUUUACGUUUACACUGAAAUAACUUCAAACGCAGGCAGGUGGUUGCAUGAAUCUUUGUGGCGAAAACCCCAGGCAACAUUUUAUUUCAUCCAAGGAUAUUUCUCGUAACCCAGACAAAGGAAUUGAUAGAGUUGGAGCUUCCUUUUUUGCCAUUCUUCAUUGCGAGCACGUGUUGUGGAAGGAGGGCCAUAAACUAAAGGAUACCAAGCCAGGCAGCCUGAAAUAAACCCAAACCUUGAUUAUCUCUUUUGGAAUGAAUCUUCUCUUCUUAACUGGAUGAAAUGCCUUGACCUUACCCCCGCCGUACCAUGGCAGGUUUAGUGUCCUCUGUGGGUUUGGUGGUGAUGCUCAAGGCUCUCAUGCAUGCCCGUGGCCAGCGUGCAGUGUUUCUUGGGAUGACGGUGUUGGUAACAGUGAUCGCAGCUGACUCACCUGUUGCAGAUGAGUCUCUGUUGGACUCGACACACCACCCCAUUGGAUUUCUUGGACAUGUUCCAAGUUCAACAGGAUUCAAACCAUCAGCCUUACCAGCCUCACAUUAUACUGCCUUUAAGAGCCCUGACUUACCUGGUGCCCUGCCAUCCAUUUAUAAACCAAACCAUGAAGUUAGGACAUCAACAACAACACCUCAGCUAGGUUUUAAUUCUGAGCAGAAAGAAACUCUCAACAAGCAGCAGGAUGGUGCAUCAGAGCAAACGGUGGCAAUCAUGACCACACUUCCUGCUCAGCCUCUUGAGACCCCUAACCUGGCUUUCACCGGCCCUAUGGCAGAUGAAUCUUAUAGUAAAAUCCUGGAUGUGAACCAGCUGAGCCCCAGCAGUGCCCCUUUGGAGGAGAACAAACGUGACAUAAACACACAACCCAACCUAGAUAAAAUUUUAGCCCCUGGCUACAAUGUGCCUUUCAUCGCCCCCCACCCUACAUCCCCUUCAUCUGAACCCACUAAACAAAAAAACCCCCACCCAAAAAAAAAAAAAAAUAUCGAGUUAAUGGGGAAGUACCACUGUAUUGCUUACCCCGGAGUGCCCUCUGACUCGUAUGAUCUGGAGGACUAUACAGAAAGCUAUGACACAUCUUUCCCCUCCAGAGUAGGCAUAUUCCCUUCGUCCUUGAAUCCUCUUCACAUCUCCCCUUCUCCCAGCCUCACGACAGCACACAGCACCCUUGUUCCACUUAAAUCAAUUCAUCCUUUAUCUUCAUCCUCUACAGUUCACUAUACACUGGACCCUAGUACCACAGCUAACAGCGAUUUACCCGACGCAUCAGACAUAGAUUGGCCAGACACUUUCACGAUUCAACCGACGGAUGUUCUCCUACCUGACAUGAACAGCCUGGAGUAUUACAACACUCAGUUGACCAAGGAGAACAGCAGUUCAGACACUGGAGCCGAACACAGAGGGAACGUUACCGUAGUGUCCAUCAGUUCUACAGACAUCACACCCACCACCGAAUUGACUGAGGAGGAGUACUCCAGUGAUAUUUCAGGGUUUGAGCCCCAAGAUGAAUCAACCCCAGUGGUAACCACAGAGGAGAGUCCUCGGCUGGUUAAUGCCUCUGAGCCUUUUCUGGAUCCUUCCAUAGUCCCAACCCACUUCUUUGAUCCCUCUUCUUCUAUCUGGGGUGGUCAGGUGUCCACCCCACAUUGGUCUGCACAUUCUCUAACUGUUGCCCUGGAUAGCACCGUGUUAGCAGAAGCUAUGCUACCCAGUGCCACACCUUUGCUGCCAGAUGAUGUAAUGUCUUCCUCCUCUCUGACAGAUGUCCAUUGGUUUGUUGAGUCAUUCCCAUCAAGCACCAUACACACCACUCCUGUCUUAACCGCAACCAUAGCCUUCUCCCCUGUUCCCACUGAACCCGCUGCCAACACCACGGCUGGCACAACAGAAUUAACUCCUCGAGACUCUACUUUUACAACUGAACAAACCCUCAAUAUCACUGUAUUUUCCACUGAACCCACAAAGAAUGUCACUGUGGGCCCUCCGGCCGUAAUGGGUGAUCAGGGGGUGAUUGAAGAUGGAGUUGACAUCCCAGCCACAAUGACCUUGAUCCCAACUAGCAGUGAAGCUAAUACAGUCUCUGCUGUACCCACAACUACAGCUGCCACAACUACUUCUUAUCAAGCCACAACUACUACUACUGCCACCACUGAAGCCUCAACUAGUGUUAGAAUCAACUCUACUGCCAGUGAAAAGACCACAACUACAGCACCAACGGCAAGGCAGUACCUCUGCAACCUAAACAGGCGUGCUUAUUUAGUAAAAGUUGGUUUUCCAUCCGGUGCCACUGUUGGAUAUGCCAAAUCUCAAGUGAGAGACAUACUGAAAGGGGAAUUCAACAAAUCUGUGGAACUGCAGGUUGUGGACCCCCCACCAAAGUUUGUGUUUCGGGUGAUGUCUGGUCCAGUUGUGUACACGGCCAUAUCUGUCAUCAAUGCUCUGCGAAGGUCUGGGCGCCGCUUCCUGUCUGUGUCUCCCAACUGGACAACACCUGACAGUAAAUAUCAAGUCCACACAGUGCUGCAGUUUGUUCCCAGUCACAUAGAUGUGCGGUUCUGCAACUUCAGUGAGAGCAUUGAGAAAGGUUUGACCAUGGCCUUUGCAGAAGUGCGUCGGCGCUCCAAGGAGUCAACCAACUUCACAGUGCAUAUUGUAAACAUCACCAUGGCGGCUCCUAAAUAUCAGGAACAGCGGCUAGUGAGGCAGCCAGUGGACGUGACCUUCACUGUGCGCGGUUCAAGGGGUUAUCUGAUGGGGUCAGCGGUCAGCGAUGCUCUGAUGAAGCUCACAAUGGUGGAAUUCAGCUAUUACAUGGGCUUUCCUGUACUGCAGAUUGCUGAGCCUUUCCAUUACCCAGAGUUGAACACCAGCCAUUUGCUUCGCUUCUCCUGGGUUAGAACAGUGCUCCUGGGUGUGCUGGACCAGACAGUGAAUGAGAGGACCUUUCAAGCCAACAUGGAGCGCCGUGUGGCCAUGUUACUCGGGGAGGCAACGGGAUUAGUCAGACGUGUUAAGAGAGCCACCCUUAUAGGCAACAGCAGUGUUCAGGUUGUAAGUACGAGCCGGUUGGUGGGUGCGGACCAUCCCUUGGAGAUAGUGUACUUUGUGGAGGGUCCCAGUGGUCAGAGGAUGCCUGCAGUUCAAACUGCCAACACACUCAACAGCCUAAACGUUCAAAGGGCUGCUAUCGUCUUGGGAUAUCGUGUCCAGGGCAUUUUGGCACAGCCUGUAGAGAGGGUGGCGUCCUCACCCUCUGACGCCGAGAACACCAACACGUGGAUUGUCAUUGGGGUUGUGAUUCCCCUCUUUGUGGUCAUCAUCAUCAUUUCCAUCCUGUACUGGAAACUGUGUCGGACAGACAAGCUGGAGUUCCAGCCAGACGCCAUGACCUCCAUCCAGCAGCGACAGAAGUCUACUACCUCAUUCAGACAAUCAAGGACCUCUCUUCACCACACACUCCCUCCAACUAAAAAGGAUAUAGAGUUUAGUGAGGAGGAGGAGGAGGAGGAAGAAGAGGAAUAUGAAGAAGAAGAAGAGGAGGAGGAGGAGGAGGAGGAGAAGGAGGUUAAAAGAGGGAAGAUACCAGUAGCUCUCUCUAAGAGCAAACAGACUAUGAGCAGUGAGGAGGAAGAAGAAGAAGAAGAGGAGGAGGAGGAAGAAGAAGAAGAAGAAGAAGAAGAAGAAGAAGAAGAGGAAGAAGAGGAGGAGAAAGAAGAUAAAGAUGAGGAAAAGAAGAAAUUGAAAAAGGAAGUUCAACCAGACGAGCAAAUGAGACUAGAGAGCAAAACAAUGAUGAUGAAAACAGGAGAGAUGAAGAAAGAAGACAAGUUGAAAGUGUUAACUAAAGGGAGGAGAACCAAGGAGCAGUUGCAGGCUCCGAGUGUGAAAGGCUUUGACUUUGCCAAGCUGCACCUUGGCCAGCAGAGUAAGGAUGAUGUCAUGGUGAUCCAGGAGCCUGCCCCACCAGGGCCUGGCCCUGGGCCCCUUCCCCUCUCCCUUAAAGAUGGUUUCAGUCUAUCUGAGAACGGGGAGAUCCCCACACCCAAAUCCAAAACCUCCACCAAGGCGUCCCGUAGCGGUCGAAGGCGAGAAAGGAUCUCGCCGUCUGACGGUGACUCUGUGGUAAGUGACCGUUCCAGUGAGCGGGAACCAACCGAGGAGAACCUGAGAGCCCACGCCACGCCCAGCGACAGCAAGCAGAGCCGUAAGGUCCCCAUCAAUGUUUUAAAUGGCAAGAAUAGAAUUGGUCCUCCUCCUAUGAAUGGUACAAACGAGCAGCUGUCCUCAGCCUCCAUCUUUGAACACGUUGAUCGGAUUUCUCGUGCCGCAGAUGCAAGCAGGAGACUCCCCAACAAAAUCCAACUUAUCGCCAUGCAGCCUAUGCCUGUCCCACCACUGCACAGCCCACCCAUUAACGGCAAAGUGUCUGACACCAACCAAAUCAACAAAGAGAUCCAGGUAGCAUUGAGGCACAAGUCCGAGAUUGAGCAUCAUCGUAACAAGAUACGUCUCCGUGCCAAGAGGAAAGGCCACUACGACUUCCCUUCCAUGGAUGACAUGACGAGUGGCCUCGGAGAUGCGAAGGACCAGGAUCGCAUCUAUCAGAAAGCACAGAUACAGAUCGAUAAGAUCCUGGACCCGGAUGCCGAGAUGUCCUCCAUCUUCAUGGAGUCCAAGAAAAGUGGGCGAGGUAGGCGCUCUCCCAAACAGAGGAUGAAGGACCAGCUGAACGGAGGCAUGAUGGAAGCAGACAAAGACCACCUCAUCACUGAAGACAGUGAUGCUGUUUACAGGAAGUGUCCUGGAGUCAACAAUGUGGCCUACGUAUCGGACCCUGACCAAGGCCCAGGAUCCCCUCACAGGAGCCCCUCCCCCACCGACGACGUCUUCCUGGGUCCCGCUUCCUCUCCUCCAGGCCACGCCCCUCCCCCACCCCCUUACAUGCCUCCACAGCCCUCCAUUGAGGAGGCGCGGCAGCAGAUGCACUCCCUGCUGGACGAUGCCUUUGCCCUGGUGUCGCCCACCUCUCAAGGCAGCACAGCAGGGAUCACUCUCCCUGGGGUCAACACCAACCCCCCUAUCUCCAGCCCUCCAGGCCGUGGCCCCAGAUCUUGGGGUCCUUCCUACCAAUCUCUUGGCCCUUUCCCUGGCAGGUUCACCGAGCUGUCCCCUCCUCCUGCCCAAGGCCUGAUACCAAGGCAGGGCCUCGGCUCGAGCUUCCUGCCACCAGGAGAAACAGCGGGGCAAUGUGAGCCAGACAGCCUGUACUCCAGCAGGGGCCUCUACGCUGAUGAGCUGCCCUCCUCUGCCAGACCGCGGCCAGUAGGGGGAACUACAGGUGCCCAGCUUCAUCAUCUUACACAGGUGGGAUUGUCCAGCCGGAUGAAUGGUUACCCAGCAGGCAUCAGGGCUGCUCCAGGGCAGAACGGAGGCAUUGGAUGGAACCACUAUCACGGUGACAAUUUCUCCAGGGCAGAUCCUGAAAAAGAUGCCUUCCUGGACUGUCCUGACUACUCGUCCUUCUCUAUCUUCCAGACGCCCAGAGGUGGUAUCAGGGAGCCUUCGGCACCCCCUGUCCACCUAGACACCCCAGGGGUGGGCUAUCUGUCAGCCCCACCUCCCCUGGAUACAUCUCCUCCUACCCACUCGUCUGCCUCCCUGAUCAAGGCCAUCAGGGAGGAGCUGUUGCGUCUCUCCCAGAAACAGGCAGCUGUGCCCAGCUACCACAGCUGAAGCCCCGGCCUCCCGUCUGUUGCUCUAACCAGUCACGCCACUGACCGCCUGCCUGCCUGCCUGCCUGCCUGCCUGCUUCGCCUAAUCUGACAUUACUUCCCAUGGAAGUCCCCGAGGGUGUACAGCAGAGAGAUAGUCCUGCUGAACUGAAGUGAAGAGGUGGCUAAUAGAGAUUUUGUUUUUUUUACCUGAAGAGGCUGAACUACUGAAUGACAGGAUGGUCGUUACAGCUCCUAGACUAUUAAGAGUACAGAAACCAGAUCAGCUGCAGUAUGUCAAAUCAGAGACAGUGUUAUGAAAUGAAGAACAAUAAUAACAGUAUACGCUGGACCUUUUUAAAGAUGAGAUGACGUGACAUGAUGCGUCUGUCCUGCACUUUGAUUGUGGAUUGGGGAAUGAUCAUGCCAAGUCCUGGCCGCUGCGGAUCCACGUCCGGGAGUUAUUUGAGAUUUCUCCGCAUUUCUUCCAUCUCCGUAUUCCGUAUCACAGUUUCAUUCUCACGCUGCCUUCACUGAACAGGAAUACCCCCCCCCCGCUAAGACACAUGUCAUUUUAAGAAAUGUCUUAUGUUUUCUUAACAUUGUUUAAACUACCAUACAGGUAUUUUUCUUGUUUUGCGAUGCAGGCCCUAAACCUCUUCAUCACCAUCAGGUGCUACUUCAUGUUUUCUGCCAUGAUGAGCCAUGCUAUGCCUUGACACUGUGAUGUCGUUCACCUGACCCAGUAUACUGUACCAGCCUCCAGCAAGGUCAAAGUUCACAGCCAGCGAGUCAGUUCGGACAGUAGACGCAAAGGGGGGCCCCCGUAGAGGCUAAUAUCACUCAUUAACAUCACCUAGUCUUUCCACAAUUACUGCAGUAGAACAAUUAGUCUGAGUUGAUAUUUGUUUGUGGACAAUUUGCAUUUACGUCCCGUGUUUUUACUGUAUUUAUGUUGAGUAGCUAACAGACGGCUAGACAAACAGGAAAAUAAUGGCCUUGAAAUGACAGUAAUCUUCAACCGUGACCUGAGAGGCAGGUGUUAGAGCCACAGGCACAAUAGUUACAUAGUUACAAAGUUACAUAGAACGACUGAAGACUUUCGGUACGUACUUGACAAUUAGGGUGUAUUGUAUUUGGUUGUAGUUUGAUGCACUGUAUGCAGGCUACUUGGUACAGCUCAGGUCAUUCAAAAAGAGAUUCCUCACGGACAAAUCAUGUGAUGAGACAGUGUGAUGGGUCACGUGGAAGAACUGUUAACGAGGGAAAGUCAUAGAGACCAGUAUUCUGUUUUAACACCAACCUGUAUUUACUACAUAGUGAACCACCACCUCUGUUGCAGUAUUCAACGGAUUCUUUGCCUUUUUGUUAGCACAGAAGGGAGGGAAAAAAAAGUGUACUGUAUUUGUUGUCAUUUAUGGUUUACUUCAAGUCAUGUUUAUGUGCUUUUUAAAAUUUUUGGAUUUACCUUGCCUCAUGUUCUUUUGUUCACCUUAAAUGUCUCUUUAGUCAUCAUACUGGUUGGACAUCAUUUUAGGUUACUUUUUUUUUUUUUUUUUUUUUUUUAACAUGACCCUCCCCCGACAUGUUGUGAUAUUUUGGGGCCUGAAGUGAUAUUUUAUUUAAAUGAAAUAAAAGAGAAAAAUUAUGGAUUUUAAAAGCAGGGCUUGAGAAUAUGUUUCGGAGUGUGUUCCAGUAGUAUGUGGUGGAUUUUUAUUAACCUUUUGGCAGCGAGUUGAAACAUUCUGCCGAUGUUACCAGAGCAUACUUUCCCAUUCCUUUUCAUUUGCAAUGUGACGUGCCUUUUGGACUCACCUGAACAGGAUGGAAGUACUCUGGAUGACAGACGUUCUCUAUGUGUCUUGUUUUACUGUCACUCAUUCUGUCACAUUACAACGAUAGUUCUAUAAAAACCAUUAUGGCUGUUGAUCUGUUGGUGCUUCUGGGAGCACCAGGAUGAAAUUUCAUCCAGGUAACUGUUAUCAAACAUUGUCAUUGUUGUCAUUUGAUAUGCAGGCUUGAUGGGUUAGUGUCUGGUUUUCCAUAUCACCUCUUGUGUUCAUGUUUUGUGUUACCAUUCUCACACUGUAUGCCUCCACCUGCUGGUUCUGUACUGGAACAACAGCCCAUCCACCUGUUUUCAUCUUCAGUUCCUUUUUUUAUAGUUUCUUUUGUUGGUGUUUUUUUUUUCCCCCCAUUUCUAUGUCUUGUAUUUUGUGAAAAUGAUCUGUUGGCUGGCCCAACUUUAUGUGUGAUCAAUUGUUGCAUGUUUAAUUAUUGUAUUUCUUUAGUUUGUUUUUGUGCAUGCUGUUUUCUUGAAUUCUUGAAAUUCUUGAAAUACAAAAGAAACUGUCA
Molecule: messenger RNA, 8124 nt
Organism: Perca fluviatilis (European perch)
Lineage: Eukaryota; Metazoa; Chordata; Actinopteri; Perciformes; Percidae
Product: UPF0606 protein KIAA1549
Exons: 24
Coding region: 371-5791 (1806 amino acids)
Source: RefSeq, a predicted model, not a curated record